CUUGCUCGCUUGGGUCGCGCUCCUCCUUUCUCCGCUGCGGGCAAGCGAGCCGCCGCCGGCCGACAUGAAGCCCCGCUGCGCCGCCGCCGCUGCUGCUGCCCGCCCCGGCCUCCUGCUGCCCGGCCUCCUGCUGCUCGGCGGCUCGGUUCUUUUGCAGACCUGUGCUAUGGAUGUUGAAAUGAAGGAUGCUUCCAACGUCACAUGUCUGUAUGCGAAAUGGAUGAUGAAUCUCUCAAUAACCUAUGAAUCAGAAGCCAACUUGUUUAAAACGACCACUUUUCCUCUCCCAGAUCCGUUGUCGUAUGAUGGAAGCAGUUGUGGCAAUGACACAUAUGGACCCGUGUUGGCCAUAAAGUUUGGAGACGGUCAUUCUUGGGCUAUCCAUUUCAUGAAAACAAACACCUAUCAAGGAAGGAUCUUCAUCACGUACAAUACCAAUGAUACAGAGUUAUUCCCAGAUGCUAAAAGGAAAGGGCUAAUUACAAUCUCUGCAAACUAUCCUAUCCGCCCCGUCAAAUUAAAUACACGUUUUGUUUGCAAUAAUGUGGAAACCAUUGAAGCUGCCAGUGUUAAACAAGACUUCUGGAACGUCACUCUGGAGGCUUUUCCUGAGGAUGGCUUCCUAAGUAACAAAGAAACACUGUGCGACAAGGAUACUCCAAGCACACCUGCCAUCGCCACUGUGGCCACGGCACCAGACACCACCAGCGCCGCCACCACCCACUCCAGCGCCGCCACCACCCACUCCAGCGCCGCGGCCACCGACUCCAGCGCUGCGGCCACCGACUCCAGCACUGCUGCCGUGACCACCCCUCCCUCAGCCUUUGUCCAGACAGUUGAGAAACCUGGCACAGGAUAUUACAUGGUGAAAAAUGGUAGCACAGCCUGUCUUUUGGCAAACGUGGCCCUGCAGCUGAACAUCUCUCAAAAGGAACCUCUGGUAUACAACAUAAACCCAAACACCACUGUUGCUACUGGGAGCUGUGGCAAAGCGACCUCUGUCCUCGAGCUGAUCGAUGGCAAAAACAGGCUCACGUUCCUCUUUGCAGUUAAGACUGUGAACUCUGAGAAAUUUUACCUGAAAGAGGUGAACAUCACUGUGUCUGCAUCAGCAAAUGAGACGUUGUCUGCUGCAAAUCGCUCUCUCAGUUACUGGGAAGCCUCUUUGGGCAGUGCUUACAUGUGCAAAAGUGAAGAGACUAUCGCAGUCAGCCCUACGUAUAAAAUAAAUGUCUUCAACUUAAAGAUUCAGCCGUUUGAAGUAGAAGACAACGAAUUCUCAGCAGCUGAAGAGUGCAACCCCGAUGUGGACAACUACUUUGUGCCCAUUAUGGUGGGAGCAGCCCUGGCAGGAUUAAUUUUUCUGGUGCUUAUGGCUUAUUUUGUUGGCCGUAAAACUCAUCGCAAUGCUGGCUAUGAGCAGUUCUAAAAGCGGGAGGCUGAACCUUGGGCUGAACCUUCCCAUUGGGCUGAACCUUGACUUGGGCUGAACCUUCCCAUUGGGCCGAACCUUGACUUGGGCUGAACCUUCCCAUUUUCAACCUGCUAAGGAGCAAUUAGGCCCCGAAGACCUGGCCAUUGGCUUGCAUAUCACAGAGGCCACUUAAAGAACUGCUUUUGCUGCCUGAAAGAGACAAGAGUAUUGUGUGUUGAAUUGGCUACUCAUUAAUAUAAGCUGACUGACGUGGAAUGCCUAAACCGAAUAUGCUUUUAAAAAAACCACUUUGGUGCCAAAACUUUGUGAUGGUACAGCCCCCAGCUGAUGUCCUGUCCCCUAAGAGCUGGCAGAGAAUGAACGCUAGCAUCCUGCAACCCAUGAUAUGUCAACCCGGAGCCAGAUCUCUCUGUCCAUGUUCCUUCCUCUGCCAUUUCUCUUCCCUGGGUUAACCCUGGUUUUCAUUUACAUGUCCAUCAGUACAAAUCAUGGUUGGCAGACAAAACGCGAUUGGUGCCAUGGUAUGAAGUUUCCUUUCCUCAAACCAUAGUCAUUGAGAGAUCUUACUUUCUGGAAUUCCUAUGCAAUGCGAACCCAGGAAGGGAGAAAUUCUUGCAGGAAGCAGAAGGCCCCUACAGUUGGCUUCUAAGUUGCAAACUGGAGCCAAGUCCACACCAACUUCAAAUGCAAGUAAGUUUUGAUUGUGUUUGAAAAAGCAGAUAAAACAUUUGGCAUAUGGAAUUUCCUGGGUCAUUUUGUGAGUUCUUUGAGUGCUGCAUUAAAAGGUUUAUUCACAUAGCUAGGAAACCUGGAAAUGUCUCCACCAGAAACGGUGUUUGUGCAUCCACAAUUUAAAGCUUUUUAAAGGGAUUCUGUGAUGAAAAGGUGCCAUGGUAUUGGGUGUCUCCAAGCGCAUUCUCCCAUUGCCUUCCUAAGCACACUGGAAUUAUUUAGCUUUCCAAAUGUGCACAGAGCCCAAAAAUUCCCAUUUCACUGGCUUUUUACACAAGGACCUCUGAAACAACCCUAUUAAAUGUAUUCUUAAAGUUUGUAUGUUAACUACUUAAAGAUGUGUUUUUAUAUUAAGGAGCUUGGGAUGUUGUACUUGUUGGCAUGAUAGAAAAGGGGGUCAUUAGUUUUUUUCUGUUGAUUGUGCACAGCAUCCAGCGGUAUGUCCUAUGCAUUGUCUUGUAUAAUGUGAAUAUGUGCAUUCAGCCAGUGUAUGUGUGAAAUGCUGAUACUUAGUUUAACCAGUUCACCCAAGCAAAGUAAGCCAUGAUCGCAUAUUUAAAUCAUGGUGUAUGGUAGGUGUGAUAUCCAUAAUCAGCACCAGGUACAGCUUACAAGCCCCGGUCACCUGGUUUGUUGGAAGGGAAACAACUCUCCAAUAAGCCUCCAGCGGCCUAUGGUCACACACCACGAUUCCAAAUAACCCUUUUGAUCAUGUGAACCAGGUUCUUAAUCAGCCAUGCUUGCAUGUCUUACUAAAUCAUGUGUACACCUGUUUUCCCCAUUCCCUCUCCUGCAAGGAGAGAAACCUUUGGCCUUGACCAUGUUUGUUACAUGCUUUGGAGCAACACAUUGUGGUUAAUGUUAGUCAUAGUGGGUUUAAAGCACCAACUCUUACAAUCAUGGCUUCUUCAAACUAAUCAGAGUUAGUUUGAUUAACCACAGAUUCCAGUUUGUAUAAGAAAGCAAGCUGAGAUUAACUAAAAGCAGAAGCUAAUCACUUGGCUGUCCAAGUGGAGGAGAAGGUGGAACUGUGCAAGCCCAAGCGCACUGUGGUUUAUUCCCGCAUGUACAUGACCGGUUAAACCAGAUUCAGUUUGAUGUGUGAAUACAGAUAUGGACUCUGCACCGUGUGUACUGUUGGCUAAAACGGCUGUCUCAAGAAGCCCCUUCUGAAUCCAAAAGGCAGCAAAUACGCUUCCAAAUUAAAAUGGAAGCAUCCUUUGGAGAGAGAGUGGCUGAAAAGAUCCUCAAUUCUCUAAAGUUGCGAAGGCUUCUAAAGCACACCAACAAAGAAUGUUUCAGUCCUACACAACUUCUGAAAUAUAAACUUUAGAAUGCAUAACUCUGUAUGAUGACUUCCUGUAACCAAAACAAAAGAAGUUAAAGAGGAUGCUGCGAUAUUCUAGGGUGCAGCUGGCCUUGUAUGUAUUUCUAGUCAGGAGCUGAAAAUGUUAAUAAAUGAGUUUCCUUGCAACCCA
Molecule: messenger RNA, 3645 nt
Organism: Varanus komodoensis (Komodo dragon)
Lineage: Eukaryota; Metazoa; Chordata; Lepidosauria; Squamata; Varanidae
Gene: LAMP2
Product: lysosomal associated membrane protein 2
Exons: 9
Coding region: 65-1429 (454 amino acids)
Biological process (GO): autophagosome maturation; cellular response to starvation; protein targeting to lysosome involved in chaperone-mediated autophagy
Cellular component (GO): autophagosome membrane
Source: RefSeq, a predicted model, not a curated record